UUGUGAGUAUGUGUGUUUCGCUAUUGUCAUUCUUGUGGUGCAUUUUGAAAAGUGAGCCCAGACAAAUCGUGCUAUAGACAUUUUUUAUUGUUUUUUCUUCUUCACAAAACAAAAGAGAUGUCAUCAUUGAAUGUUGACAGCAGCCUUCUACCAGAAGAGCAGUUCCUGUGCUCUAUCUGCCUGAAUGUGUUCACUGAUCCAGUUACCACUCCUUGUGGCCACACCUUCUGCAAAGCCUGUAUUAGUGGACACUGGGAUAACAGCGAGAUAUGCCAGUGUCUAAAAUGUCAGAAACGAUUCUAUGUGAGACCAGAGGUCUCCACCAACUCUGUGAUAGAGGAGAUCUCUGUGCAUAUCAAGAGAAGAAGACUUAAUGUACCAGAAUGCUUAGCUGCUCCUGGGGAGGUUGCUUGUGAUGUUUGUUCUACAAGAAAGCUCAAGGCCCUGAAGUCCUGCCUGGUGUGUCUCACCUCUUACUGUGAGACUCACCUGGAGCAUCAUCAGAGAGUGGUGAAUCUGAAGAGACACAAGCUGAUCGACCCAGUGGAGAACCUGGAGGACAGGAUGUGCAAGAAGCAUGAUAGGCUGCUGGAGCUGUUCUGUAGGAGCGACCAGACAUGUGUGUGCCAGUUUUGUGCUGAGACACACCACAAGUCUCACGAUACUGUGCCCAUUGAAGACAUGGGAGCACACCAGAAGAGUGAGCUUGCAGCCGCUAAAGCAGGGGUUGAAAAGAGGGUCCAGGUCAGACAGAAAAAGGUGGAUGAAAUCAAACACUCCGUGGAGCUCAGUAGGAAAAGUACAAACAAAGAUAUUGAGGACAGUGAGAAUCUCUUCACCAAUCUGUCGCGUUCGGUUGAAGAAAGACGAACCAAUCUAAAGCAGGUGAUGGAGGAGAUGCAAACAGCAGCAGAGAAAAGGGCUGAAGGGCUCAUCAUUGACCUGGAGCAGGAAAUCACUGAGUUGCAGAGGAGAAGCACUGAGCUGGAGCAGCUCUCACACACUGAGGACCACCUCCACUUCCUACAGACUUACCUGACCCUAUGUGCCCCUCCAUCCACCAAGGACAUUUCUGAGAUCAGUGUGUACUCAGAUCUGUUUGUUGGGACAGUGAGGAGAGCCGUGUCCAAUCUGGUGGAGAUAUUCAAGAGAGAAUUGAAAACACUAACAGACAUGGAACUGAAGAGAAUGAGGGGGUUUAAAGAGGACGUCACCCUGGACUCGAACACAGCAAGUCGUUGGAUAUGCCUGUUUGAUGGUGGCAAACGCAUCAAAUGCUCUAAAACACCCCAGAUCAUAUCUGACAACCCAGAGAGGUUCAACAUCUACCCCAUGAUUUUAGGAGAGAAAGGCUUCAACUCUGAACGCCAUUACUGGGAGGUUCAGGUGGGCCUAAGAAAUGACUGGGAUGUAGGCGUUGCCAAGGAAACAGUAAACAGGAAGGAAGAGGUCCAAAUUAACUCAGCGCAUGGGUUCUUUGCACUGAGAAAAGAUGGAUUUGAUUAUAAGGUUCAUUCCUCCCCCCUUAAGAAUCUUUAUCUGAACCCCAGGCCUAGAAAAAUUGGAAUCUAUGUGGACUAUGAGAGGGGUCAGGUUUCCUUCUAUGACGUGGAUGAAAAAUCUCACAUCUACUCUUUCACAAACCAGUCUUUCACAGAGAAAUUCUACCCUUACUUUUACGUGUAUAGCAAGGCCAAAAAGUCAGAGGCAUUGGUAAUUUCCUGCAUGGAGGACCCAAGAGCACGCUACCUAUCACUCCUGCAAGCCGUCUCUAAAGCUAAAGAGUAACCAUAUUAAUUGUAUGGCUCUAGCACUCUAGAAAUCAGGUUUUAUAGUUUCCCUUCCAGUCAUUCUAAUGCAUCAUAAUGUGGUUCACUUUCUAUAAAUUCCAUAAAUAUUUAUUUCUAAUGUUUCUUUAUUGACAGUGUCAAAACACAUUUUAUAGACAUUUUACACAUCGUUGAACACUAAUUCAAUAUUGUUGACACUGUUGCCUUUCUGUAUCAAUGGCUGUUUAGUUUGUAUGUAAGCUAUGAGUGUAUAAUGUUAUAAAUCAAAAUAAAUAUUUUUCUAAUCUA
Messenger RNA from Oncorhynchus nerka (sockeye salmon), 2078 nucleotides. RefSeq names its product zinc-binding protein A33-like. NCBI's taxonomy places the organism in Eukaryota, Metazoa, Chordata, Actinopteri, Salmoniformes, Salmonidae. Gene Ontology annotation, molecular function: zinc ion binding; protein binding. The transcript has 7 exons. Bases 118 to 1788 code for a protein of 556 amino acids. The record is from RefSeq and is a predicted model, not a curated record.